Messenger RNA from Zingiber officinale, 1864 nucleotides. RefSeq names its product probable beta-1,4-xylosyltransferase IRX9H. Bases 220 to 1464 code for a protein of 414 amino acids. The transcript has 4 exons. NCBI's taxonomy places the organism in Eukaryota, Viridiplantae, Streptophyta, Magnoliopsida, Zingiberales, Zingiberaceae. Gene Ontology annotation, molecular function: galactosylgalactosylxylosylprotein 3-beta-glucuronosyltransferase activity; xylosyltransferase activity. Gene Ontology annotation, cellular component: Golgi membrane. Gene Ontology annotation, biological process: glucuronoxylan biosynthetic process; plant-type secondary cell wall biogenesis. The record is from RefSeq and is a predicted model, not a curated record.
UUAAAUUUCCAAAAUUAAUAUUCCCCGAUAAUCCACUUCCGAUCUAGAUCUUCUUCCUCUUCCUCUUCCGCCCAUUUUGAGCAUUCGAUACGGCGGACGGCCAUGGCGGUCCAUCUCCGUCUCCUUCCUCAUCUCAGACUCCGGCCACCUUUUCUCCUCCUGCUCUUUCCGAUCUGCCUCUGAUCCAAAUGAUAGACAGUUGCUUGCUUUCUGGGUCACAUGCUAUCCACUCGUCGAACUCAAUCGGCAGCCAACGCUGUCGGCGAUCGUCCUCUUCACCACUUCCAAGCGAUUCCCUACCUCAACGCCGGCCGGCAGCACUCCAGCGGCGGCGCCUCUGCUGCUGCUCCUCCUUACUCAUUCCUCGCCUCCCGUGCUAAGCCGCAGCAUCACAGCAAUCCUUAUCCAUGGAAGCGCCACGUCUUCCGCUUGCUCCUCUUCUUCCUCUUCGGCUUCCUCUUCGGUCUCUACCCCUUCGCGGAGCUCGACGACUUCCCGUUACUUUCUCCCACCACCGCCUCCUCAUCUUCUUCCAUAAGUACCGAUAACAACCUUCCGCGCCGCGAUCUCGUAGCCCUUCUUCCUUCUGGCCCUCAGGAAAUCGAGAUCCAUGGGUUCGACGACAAGACGCACACCAUGGAUGAGCUACCAGAUCUAUCGCGCAACGGAAAGCUGCUGAUCGUCGUUACUCCCACGUACAAUCGCGCUUCCCAGGGCUACUACCUGAACAGACUGGGGCAGACGCUGCGCUUGGUGCCUCCUCCGCUUCUUUGGAUCGUGGUGGAGAUGAACGUGGCUUCUGUGGAGACCUCCGAGAUUCUCAUGGACACCGGCGUCGUGUACAGGCAUCUUGUCUGCAAGAAGAACUCAACCAAUAUCAAGGACAGAGGCGUCCAUCAGCGGAAUACAGCGCUUGAGCAUAUCCAGCGGCAUCGCCUGGAUGGGAUUGUGUACUUCGCCGAUGACGAUAACGUCUACUCACUUGAGCUGUUUGAGCAACUGAGGAAAAUCAGGCGGUUUGGUGUUUGGCCUGUUGCAAUGCUUUCUCAAAGCAAAAAUAAGGCCAUACUAGAAGGCCCGGUAUGCAAUGGAAGUCAAGUUAUUGGAUGGCACACUAAUGAGAAAAGUAAGAGACUUAGGAGGUUUCAUGUUGAUAUGUCUGGAUUUGCAUUCAAUAGCACAAUAAUUUGGGACCCCAGGAAAUGGCACCGUCCAAACUCAGAUGCCAUUAGGCAACUAGACUCUGUGAAAGAGGGAUUUCAGGAAACUACGUUCAUAGAGCAGAUUGUAGAGGAUGAAAGUCAAAUGGAAGGGCUACCAAAGGGUUGCUCGAGGAUCAUGAAUUGGCACCUUCAUCUAGAUUCCAGAAAUCUUGUUUAUCCUAAAGGAUGGCAAGUACCAAACAACCUCGACACUAUUGUCCGUUUAAAGGUGCAGCUUUCUCAAGGAAAGCACUUGACUUAGAACUCUUCAAAUUCACGCCCGUUUAUCCGAAGCAACUUUCUUAGCAUGGCGACUGCUCAAGGAGGAUAUAUCAGCACCUCAGAUUCUUCCAUUUCACAGAUUCUUUCGAUAGCAAACCAACAAUUGCUCUGCUUUCUAUCUGGGUGAGUCAUAUCAGUACCCAAUAUAUGUACAGACUAGAAAGCUAUUAAUUUUUGUUUUCCCUUUAUUUUACCCUUUUCUUGUAAGCUGUCUCCAGCAUCAAUUUUGUGUUUCGAUAAGUUAUAGGAUACCCAUCAAAUUAGGCCUUCAGACAAUUGCAACCAUAGGACAUCUUUUAUUAUCGGUACCAGUUCGAAUAAGCUUAUCGUAUUUGAAAGAUUAAGACAGUUAGUAAUUUUCUUCUUUGCUUUGUUGAUCA